Dacryopinax primogenitus is the source of this 416-nucleotide messenger RNA. RefSeq lists its product as uncharacterized. The coding region runs from base 109 to 414 and encodes 101 amino acids. The record is from RefSeq and is a predicted model, not a curated record. Lineage: Eukaryota; Fungi; Basidiomycota; Dacrymycetes; Dacrymycetales; Dacrymycetaceae. The transcript has 2 exons.
GGAGACUUCGCUGGGACAGAUGGGGCAAGCCAUCUUGCUGCAACGGCAGAUGGAUCAUCGCCGGGCCCUUGGCAGGAAGCGGGGAAGAAUUCCCGUAUCGAGUAGCACAUGCUGGACACGACGGAGGAGGAACGCGAUCGGAUCCGCGCUGGGGUCAAAUUGGUCAACAGGGCGGCUUUCAAAGCCAAAAUGAAGGACGGGGCGAGCAAGGCUUGGGUGGGAACGAAGAAGGCAUUCGUAGCAUGUGGGCCAGACGUGGUCAAGGCGAUCGGCAAGGCAGUGUUGGAUACGCUGGCCAAGAUUUUUGGAGGAAACAGCGCGGAGGACCUGCCGGGGGUGAUAGAGGACGCUCUGGUCGCCCAAAUUAGGCCGGUGCUGGACAAUAUGGGAGUGGUUCCUGCUGGAGGAGCCUAGUG